This is a messenger RNA of Sceloporus undulatus (fence lizard), 3388 nucleotides long. It is a transcript of the gene MAPK8IP1, whose product is annotated as mitogen-activated protein kinase 8 interacting protein 1. Gene Ontology annotation, cellular component: cytoplasm. The transcript is spliced from 12 exons. The record is from RefSeq and is a predicted model, not a curated record. Gene Ontology annotation, biological process: regulation of JNK cascade. The coding region runs from base 16 to 2160 and encodes 714 amino acids. NCBI's taxonomy places the organism in Eukaryota, Metazoa, Chordata, Lepidosauria, Squamata, Phrynosomatidae. Gene Ontology annotation, molecular function: protein binding.
GCAUGGAGAAGGAGAAUGGCGGAGCGAGAGAAAGGAGCCACGUCCCCGACCGGAUCCUCCCCAUUCCUGGGCUUGCACCUCGCCUCGCCCCCCAAUUUCAGGCUCACCCAUGACAUCAGUCUGGAAGAGUUUGAGGAUGAAGAUCUAUCUGAAAUCACUGAUGAAUGUGGAAUUAGCCUGCACUGUAAGGACAGUUUGGCUUCACGGAGCCAUGUCAGUCUGCAGGCCAGUAGCGUCCUAGGAGUGGCUGGAGGGGAGGCAAGCCGUCUCCAGGCGGAGAUGCUCCAGCUAGACCUGAUUGAUGCUGCUGGGGAGACCCCUGUCGAAGAAGGGACAGCACCUGAGCUAAUCAAGAAGGAGCCCCCACCAGUAACCAUGGAUACCUACAGACCCAAGCGACCCACCACACUCAAUCUCUUUCCACAGGUGCCUCGGACACAGGACACUCUGAAUAACAACUCUCUGGGGAAAAAGCACAGUUGGCAGGAGCGAGUGUCCCGGUCAUCAUCCCCUCUGAAAACUGGUGAGCAGACCCCUCCCCAUGACCACGUUUGCCUGAGUGAUGAAGUCACUCAUCAAAACAGCACAACCUCCACCAAAGAUCGAGGCACUUCUACGGAGAGCCCGUGCCGGCGUACAGCUGCCACACAGAUUGCACCAGCCUGUGUUGUCUCCUCCCGGGUACCUGAGAAGCAACAAUCUACCAACCGUCCCCCGCCACAGAACCCUACAGUUGUGGUAGUGACAAGGGGGCCAGAAGCUUACCGGGACCGCAUUCGCUACCAGACUGAUGUGAGACUGGAGGCUACUGAGGAGAUUUACCUAACACCUGUGCAAAAGAAUUCUGACCCUCUUGAGUCCGAUAAGCCAUUCAUGUCACAGUCCAGUGACAACCGGAUGUCUAUCAGCUCUGACAUAGACACUUCCAGCUACCCACAACUGACAGGAAAACCCAACACUUCAAUCAGUGAAGAGGAUGAGGUGCUGGACUAUUUGUCCUCACCGGAAAAAAUGAAUGGAUCAAGGACUGUAUAUGGCAGCAGCAAUGGCAGCUACCGGCCUUGCCAUAGCCUUCAGAGGGCAUCAGUGAGUUCUGACACCAGUGCUCUCUCCUACGAUUCAGUCAAAUACACUCUGGUAGUGGAUGAGGAUGUGCAGCUGGAACUGGUCAGCCUGAAGCAGUGUUACUCAGGCUACAGUGAUGAGAGUGACUCAGCCACUGUCUAUGACAACUGUGUCUCUUCACCCUAUGAAUCAGCCAUUGGGGAGGAGUAUGAGGAGGAUGCCCUGAAACGUGACUCGGUUUGUCUUUCUGAGGACUCCACCCCUGAGGCAGACAUCCAUUUCUCCAAGAAGUUCCUCAAUGUCUUCAUGAGUGGUCGGUCGCGCUCCUCUAGUGCUGAAUCGUUUGGACUGUUCUCUUGCAUUAUCAAUGGGGAGGAGCAGGAGCAGACUCACCGAGCUGUCUUCAGAUUUGUGCCUCGUCAUGAAGAUGAACUGGAACUGGAGGUGGAUGACCCAUUGUUGGUGGAGGUUCAGGCAGAGGAUUAUUGGUAUGAGGCUUAUAAUAUGAGGACAGGUGAUCGGGGUAUCUUCCCUGCUUACUAUGCUAUUGAGGUCACCAAGGAUCCAGAUCAUAUGACAGAUUCAAGCAAGACCAAUGACUGGGUAGAUCAAUUCCGAGUGAAGUUUCUUGGCUCGGUUCAGGUUCCGUAUCACAAAGGCAAUGAUGUGCUCUGUGCAGCUAUGCAGAAGAUAGUCUGUGAGACAGUUGGCAUACUUUCUUUUUCUGCACAGAUUGCCACUACUCGCCGCCUCACCGUGCACUUUAAUCCACCCUCCAGCUGUGUCCUAGAGAUCAGCAUGAGGGGAGUCAAGAUUGCUGUGAAAGGUGAUGACUCCAAGGAUCCGAGCAAAGUGAAUAAAUGUAGCCACUUUUUCCAGCUGAAGAACAUUUCAUUCUGUGGAUACCAUCCAAAGAACAACAAGUAUUUUGGGUUCAUCACUAAACACCCAGCUGACCACAGAUUUGCGUGCCAUGUCUUUGUUUCGGAGGAAUCUACCAAACCACUUGCAGAAUCUGUAGGGAGGGCCUUCCAUCAGUUCUACAAGGAAUGUGUGGAAUACACAUGCCCCACAGAGGACAUCUACCUAGAGUAGGGGGCAGGCCCAGCCCCUCCUUCAUGUACAGACAAGGGCCAUUCCCCCAUUGUGCAUGGACAAGCCGCUUCAGGACUGGAGGAGGAGGAGGCAUGGGUGCCAUUUCCCUCAGUGUGCAGAGCCUUGCCUCUUUUAGUGCACCUCCUUUCCAUGGGGCUGGGGGCUCGAGGGAGUUGGGGAUGGGUGGGAUGGGUGGACAAAAAGGGGGUUUAUUAUUUUUAAAAUAUAUAUAUCUCCUCUUUUGGUUUAUUCAGAGAAAAGCAUCCCUGGUGGAAAUAGGGGCUGCUAUUGUUGCCACCACAGGACUAGGAGGAGAAGUGGCAUAGGCACUUGAUCCAGGAAGAGGCUGGACUGGGCCUUUCACUUACUAUGCACGUGACCGGGGUGUUUGGUCACUAUGAGAGAGAGAAAAAGACAGAGAUAGUUUCACAAAUUCUUGGGCUUCUGUUCUAUGCCAAGAACUGCUUUAGUCCCAGCUGCUCUGGUUGGACCAUGUUAUGGUGGGUUAAUUGGAUUGGAGUGUGGAAAACAUCUGUCAUGGAAGAUUCAAUAGAUAGUAAGGUUAGGAAGUUAAUGCAAAUAGGGAAGUGAAUAUUCUCCACUUCGGAAGCAAUGGGUUUAGGAGUGGAAAAGAGGAGGAGAGGGAAUAAAGAGUUAAGUAGUGGUGAAACCUGUGCCCACAAGUCUCAAGUGAUUGGUAUCCACAAAUGUUAUCCUGUGCCUGCAAAAGAUCCAUGAGCCACUAGAGAAAUUCUGGUGCCUGUCUCUCCCUUUCUUUCCUUUGAAAGAGAGGUGGUUUCAAGCAUGCAGAUCGCCAGGGAGGGUCCAUGCCCCAUUGUCACCUACUGAUGGAAAGAGCUCCUCUGUUCCAACCUCUUACUCUCUCAUCCCCCUUUCCCCACCACUCUCUCCAGUUGCAGGAUCUGAGCUAAUGGAGGGAAAUCUGGAUCCUGCAAGAAAAGACUUGAGAUCCAGUGUGUGUGUGUCUUAUUCAUCUGCAUUAGGGGGCCUGUAAGGAGCUCUAGUCAUAAGCACAAAACUGAAUCAAGAAGGGCUGGGUCCCACAGAGAAGCAAAGUGUAAGUGACAAGAGGGCUGAUAACAAGAGCUGCAGAAAGGUGUGCCUUUGCCCUUCUCCCUGUCCCACCCACUCCCUGCACAUGGGAGUUAUGUGCUUCUGCUGGAUCUGCUCUGAUGAAAACAAUGAUUAAAUGUUGAUGUUUCAAAGA